AUGGCUCUCACCUUUGCUGAAGUCACCACCUCCCCUCACGUUAGCAACCCAGACUGGGUUCGUGGAGCUGAGACUGCCCUCCAGCGCUUACAAGCAGACAUCGACGGAAUGCACAGGCGUAUCCUGAUGAGCCCAACUGAGGAGGCUUCCAGUGACAGCGACGAUGACGCUUCCUACGAAAGCUUGACUGAAACCCAAGUUGACAAUCUGGAAAGCUCUUCCGUCCCUGAUGGUAUUCUUCAGAUCAACAAGCGCAUCAUGAACUUGCUGCUGCAAGUGUGGAACGUCGAGCUGAAUGACUUGUUCGAGGAGCAGAGGGCGAAACUUGGAUUCCAGAUCCUGAUGGUGGUGAACGACUGGGAGAUCUUGAAGGAGUCUAUCGGAGAGGCCGAGAGUUGA
This is a messenger RNA of Lasiodiplodia theobromae, 399 nucleotides long. RefSeq lists its product as uncharacterized. The transcript has a single exon. Lineage: Eukaryota; Fungi; Ascomycota; Dothideomycetes; Botryosphaeriales; Botryosphaeriaceae. The record is from RefSeq and is a predicted model, not a curated record. Bases 1 to 399 code for a protein of 132 amino acids.